Zophobas morio is the source of this 4025-nucleotide messenger RNA. RefSeq names its product splicing factor 3B subunit 3 (gene Sf3b3). The coding region runs from base 303 to 3962 and encodes 1219 amino acids. The transcript has 9 exons. The record is from RefSeq and is a predicted model, not a curated record. Gene Ontology annotation, biological process: mRNA splicing, via spliceosome. Gene Ontology annotation, cellular component: U2 snRNP; nucleus. Gene Ontology annotation, molecular function: protein binding; U2 snRNA binding. Lineage: Eukaryota; Metazoa; Arthropoda; Insecta; Coleoptera; Tenebrionidae.
GCGUUUUGCGUUUGUUGCUGUUGUGGCGUGGUGGUUGUUUGUGGAGAAGUUGCAUGGUAGUGACCGGGCGCCAUUUGCAAAGCUUUGAUAUAAACCGCCGUUAAUUUAUUUAAAACCAUUUCAAAACCGUAAAAAGAAGGGAGAAAAUCAUUGUUGGAGUGUUCCACAUUAAAAAAAAAAUAUUAACUGAUCAAAAUGUAAACUGAACAUUUUGUUCACGUGAACGUCGUGACUACCGGUACACUUGAAAAUAUCUGAAGAAAUCCCGGUCAUCUGUCUUCGAGGGGUCACAAUUCACCAACAUGUAUCUGUACAACAUCACCCUACAAAGAGCCACGGCGAUAACCCACGCCAUCCAUGGCAACUUCUCUGGGACAAAGAUGCAAGAAAUUGUCAUUUCACGUGGCAAGAGUUUAGAAGUUCUGCGACCUGAUCCAAACACUGGCAAAGUGCACACUCUUCUAACUGUAGAAAUUUUUGGAGUAAUUCGCUCAUUAAUGUCAUUUCGUCUAACUGGAGGAACCAAAGAUUAUGUAAUAGUCGGAUCUGAUUCUGGAAGAAUAGUCAUCCUGGAGUAUAUCCCCACAAAAAAUGCAUUUGAGAAAGUCCACCAAGAAACAUUUGGUAAAUCAGGCGUCAGACGCAUCGUACCUGGCCAAUAUUUGGCCACAGAUCCUCGAGGAAGAGCUGUAAUGAUUGGAGCAGUUGAAAAACAAAAGUUAGCCUACAUCUUGAACAGAGAUGCUCAAGCCAGGUUAACAAUUUCUUCUCCACUUGAAGCCCAUAAAAGUAACACUCUUGUAUACCACAUGGUUGGAGUGGAUGUUGGUUAUGACAACCCCAUGUUUGCCUGUCUAGAAAUUGACUAUGAAGAAGCCGACUCAGAUCCAACAGGAGAAGCAGCACAGAAAACUCAACAAACUUUGACCUUCUAUGAGCUUGAUCUUGGUGUAAAUCACGUGGUACGCAAGUACUCAGAACCUUUGGAAGAACACGCAAAUUUUCUGGUGACUGUACCUGGUGGAGAUGAUGGCCCUUCUGGAGUACUUAUUUGUUCUGAGAACUAUCUCACUUAUAAGAAUUUGGGAGAUCAGCAUGAUAUUCGAUGCCCUAUUCCUAGGAGGAGGAAUGAUUUGGAUGACCCUGAAAGAGGAAUGAUAUUUGUGUGUUCAGCCACGCAUAAAACAAAAUCCAUGUUUUUUUUCCUUGCCCAGACUGAGCAAGGUGACAUCUUUAAAAUCACUCUCGAGACUGAUGAAGACAUGGUAACUGAAAUCAAAUUGAAAUAUUUUGAUACAGUGCCUGUAGCAGCUGCAAUGUGUGUACUAAAAACUGGGUUUCUCUUUGUUGCUUCAGAAUUUGGAAAUCAUUACUUGUAUCAGAUUGCUCACCUUGGUGACGAUGACGACGAAUUGGAAUUCAGCUCAGCUAUGCCGUUGGAGGAAGGAGAUACGUUCUUCUUUGCACCUCGUUCCCUGCGGAAUUUGGUACUCGUUGAUGAAAUGGAGUCACUGUCGCCAAUAUUAUCCUGUCGAGUUGCUGACUUGGCAGGAGAGGAUACGCCACAACUGUACAUGUUGUGUGGCAGAGGCCCAAGGUCGUCAUUGCGUGUCUUGAGACAUGGUCUGGAGGUGUCUGAGAUGGCUGUUUCUGAACUUCCAGGCAAUCCGAAUGCUGUGUGGACCGUCAAGCGGCGAAGUGACGAUGAAUAUGAUGCUUAUAUUAUUGUGUCUUUCGUUAACGCCACUUUGGUACUGUCAAUCGGGGAAACGGUUGAAGAAGUGACAGACAGUGGUUUCUUGGGAACUACGCCAACCUUAUCUUGCUCUGCUCUCAGUGAUGAUGCUUUAGUGCAGGUAUAUCCUGGAGGCAUCAGACAUAUUUGUUCUGAUAAACGUGUGAACGAGUGGAAGGCUCCAGGAAAGAAAAUGAUUGUAAAAUGUGCUGUUAACCAACGGCAAGUCGUUAUUGCGCUUUCUGGAGGUGAAUUGGCCUAUUUUGAGAUGGAUCCGACUGGGCAAUUACACGAAUACAAAGAAAGAAAACGCAUGAAUUCAGACGUUGUCUGUAUGGCAUUAGCAAAUGUGACCCCUGGUGAACAGUUAUCUCUCUUCUUGGCAGUAGGAUUAGCGGACAGUACUGUGAGAAUAAUCUCGUUGGAUCCUAGCGAUUGUUUAGCCCCACGGUCGAUACAAGGUUUACCGGUGUGUGCAGAGUCGUUGUGUAUUGUUGAAAUGGGUUGCACAGACCGUGACGCCGAUAACGCAGCUGCUGCUAGUACUACUAGUACCUUAUAUUUGAACAUUGGUCUACAAAAUGGCGCUUUACUGCGUAACGUAUUAGAUCCUGUCUCUGGAGAACUUUCAGACACGAGAACCCGAUAUUUGGGUUCAAGACCAGUGAAACUAUUCAGAAUACGAAUGCAACAGUCUGAAGCUGUCUUAGCAAUGAGUAGUAGAUCGUGGUUGAGCUAUUAUUACCAAAGUCGAUUUUAUUUAACUCCCUUAUCAUACGAAAGUUUGGAGUACGCCUCUGGAUUUAGUUCAGAGCAGUGUCCAGAAGGCAUUGUUGCAAUUUCAACCAACACUUUGAGAAUUUUGGCGUUGGAGAAACUGGGUGCCGUUUUCAACCAAGUCUCGUUUCCUUUGGAGUACACUCCAAGGAAAUUUAUAAUUCAUCCAGAAAGUAAUAAUUUGAUUAUAACCGAAACCGAGCACAACGCAUAUACUGAAGAAACGAAAAAACAAAGAAGGUUGCAAAUGGCUGAGGAAAUGAAGGAAGCUGCGGGCGAAGAAGAGCAGGAAUUGGCUAAAGAAAUGGCUGAUGCUUUCUUGAAUGAAGAUUUACCUGAAAGUGUAUUCUCGGCACCGAAAGCUGGACACGGAAUGUGGGCUUCUACUUUAAGGAUAAUGGAUCCUGUACAGGGAAUUACUCACAAGUUAAUAAGAUUGGAACAAAACGAGGCAGCGAUGUCUAGUGUUUUGGUCAAGUUCCAAAACCAGCCUCAACAAAUUCUCUUCUUAAUUGUUGGGAUUGCAAAAGAUUUUCAAUUGAAUCCCAGGCACUGUAAUAGUGGGUACCUGGACACAUACAAAAUCGAUCCAAUGGGCCGAGAAUUGGAAUUUGUUCAUCGAACUCCAGUUGACGAAGUCCCUAUGGCUCUAUGUGCGUACAACGGUCUUUUGCUUGCUGGUGUUGGCAGAAUGCUCCGACUGUAUGACAUGGGGAAGAAAAAACUGCUAAGAAAAUGUGAAAACAAGCACAUACCUAACGGUAUAGUAAACAUUCAAGCUAUGGGUAAGAGAAUUUUCGUUUCGGAUGUGCAAGAAUCAGUUUUCAUGGUUAGAUAUAAGAGGGCGGAAAAUCAGCUGAUUAUAUUUGCUGACGACACGCAUCCACGCUGGAUUACGUGCACCAAUGUACUGGAUUACGACACUGUUGCUGUGGCCGACAAAUUUGGUAAUAUUGCCAUCAUGCGAUUACCACCAAAUGUCAGCGAUGAUGUUGAGGAAGAUCCCACUGGUCAUAAAUCAUUGUGGGACAGAGGUCUCCUAAAUGGAGCUUCGCAAAAAGCUGACACCAUCUCAACAUUCCAUGUAGGUGAAACUGUCACGUGGUUGCAGAAAGCGACCUUAAUUCCUGGAGGGUGGGAGUCUUUGAUUUACACAACAUUAUCAGGAACUGUUGGUGUACUUGUACCGUUUACGUCAAGAGAAGAUCACGAUUUCUUCCAACAUUUAGAAAUGCACAUGAGAAGUGAAAACCCGCCACUGUGUGGAAGAGAUCAUAUUUCGUACAGAAGUUACUACUAUCCUGUUAAGAAUGUAAUUGAUGGUGAUUUGUGUGAGCAAUACAAUUCGUUAGAACCAGUCAAACAAAAAAGUAUAGCAUCAGAUUUGGAUCGCACUCCUGCGGAGGUUUCUAAGAAAUUGGAGGAUAUUCGAACUAGAUACGCAUUUUAAAGAGUUUGCUUUAAUUGUAUUAUUUAUAUUUAAAUAAAAAAUAGAUCUUCACCGUUCUAAUAA